UAGGUAUCUACUUUAUGCAACUCCUACCUCACAUGUAUACUCCAUCAUGCAGGCUCUGAAGCCUCUAUUUAUCGGAAACUGACGCCCAGGUUGUGCUAUAAGGUGGACGUAGGCAGUCCAACAAUUCGUUCCGAAUCGGACGUAUAACUUUCACGUCUCAGUCAUGCCAGCGACAGUACCUGAGGCCGACCUCCUAUCUACAAAGUGGCAAGGCUCGGCUUUUCCUGAUAAUGGUAAUCUUGAUCGUCUGAGACUGUUCAACGAAACGGACUGGCUUUUCGAAAAGAAAGAUGAGAAUAAACUUGAAUUUAUCAAGUUCAGCCAAGGCCUCAAACUUUCACGAGCUCCGAUUUCUGGAGUAACGUCGUCCAUUAAUAUUCCAGAUCUAGCACAGCAUGAGGGUGAGCUAUUCAUCAUUAUCCGUCAAUACAAUACAUGGAGUCGUCUUUCUAUAACCGCAACCGCGUUUGAGACCAUUUUUGAUCUACUAAAACCGCAUUCAUAUUUUGUCGACUUCAUUAGGACAUUUGGGUACCGAGAAGAUGACCAUUGUCGGGUGGUCUCUGGAUACCGCUGGCGCCGUGGUGGGGCAUCAACGGCCGAUGAAUUCUGUUAUAUUGCUAGGUUUUUCCAACAGAAUGGCCGAGCCCAGGGCCGUCCUUGGUCGCUUAGACAUACAGGGAUCUACCAAAAGACAGAACCGGGAGCGCCAACCUCGACUUGGAUGCUGAUACAGCCAUCUCCUCAAAUCGAAGAGCUACUAGAAUUAGCCCAAAAAGAAAUUUCGAAAAAAGAACGACAUCCAGAUACACACUCGCUCUAUUUGCAUGGGUCCAUUCUUUUCACGGCCUCCCGAACGUGGCUAGAUUAUAUUGAUUAUAUCCAAUCUACGUGCGAAGAACUGCAAAACAAGGCCUAUCACUCGAAAGUAGGAAUAGAGUCCAAAGUAGAUUUCUCAGUGAGCUUCUCCGACUGUCAGCGCUUAGAGCGCUACCGCCAGGAUAUCAUAACAGCUAAGGGGGUAUUGGGUUCCAAUAUUAGCAUAGCGCGUGGAUGUCAAAACCGUUGUAGACACGUUGCUGUACAAUCCAACAUAUCUUUGGAACUUACACCUUUGCGUGAAUUGGAGGCUCUCGAGGAGGAGCUUGUUGGCUAUGAGCGGACCCUAGAAGCAAUUCUUCAGCGUUCAGAAGGGGCACUUCGACUUCUUGGGAAAAUUCUGGAUUUCCGUCACGAUGAAACCAUGCGCAUUCAAACACACCUGUUGACUCAGUUGUCUGGAGAACAGGCGAGCUCAAACGACCAGAUUGCCCAAGUACUAAAGCAAUCUGCAAAGGAUUCUAGGCUACUCAAGGCUUUGACUAUUAUGACAACCCUUUACCUGCCUACGAGUAUUGUGCUGGCUUUCUUUGGCUCCAAUCUUGUCCAGACUCGAGAGACAGACACCCCAGGCAAAGCUCUUAGUAUAGUGCUUGUACAAGAAGCUUGGUUAGCUAUAGCGAUCCCAGCACCGCUCACGAUAGCAACUAUAGGCCUAAUUUUUUGGAUGGGUGGGUUACCGCAUUUCAAAGCAAAAUGGUUAUGGUCCUAGACUAAGGACGCAUAAACCAUGAGUGAGGAUGUUAUAUUAUAAAAGGCACCUACCUGGUAGUCAAAUUGAAUAGGUCCAAGGGAAUGGUUUUUGACAUGACUAUAAUCUUUCCUAGAUGCCUAGGUAGUUUAAGUCUUCUUAAUCUGGCAUGAGGAUUCCUUAUUUAUGAUACGUACCAUAUUAAUAAUAUAUUGAAUCCGUAUUCCAAUCAAUAUAAUGUGUACCUAGCUAAAGAGACGUAAAAAGGGGGUUAAGGUGGCUUGCACGCCAGUCAGCAGCUGUUAGAAAUAUUAACGGCCC
Daldinia loculata is the source of this 1891-nucleotide messenger RNA. RefSeq lists its product as uncharacterized. Lineage: Eukaryota; Fungi; Ascomycota; Sordariomycetes; Xylariales; Hypoxylaceae. The transcript is spliced from 9 exons. Bases 164 to 1591 code for a protein of 475 amino acids. The record is from RefSeq and is a predicted model, not a curated record.